AUGGAGUCGUUCUGCCCGAACUUGUUCCCCAUACCCGACCACUUCCCGAGCCCCGAAUCUGCACUCCAUCCGGCCGAACGUCCCGGUCAAUUCCUCCCCCUUUGCCCCCAAUCCGGCAGUCCGGGCCCUCGUCUCGAGGUCAACGCCCACCGUCCCCCGGAACCAUCAAGGUGCCCGUGCGGCCCGGUGUCUCCACUAUUCUCCUUCUCUCCGAGGCCAUCGCCGAAACCGUCGGACUUAGGAAUUCUGGAGAAUGGGACGGGACUGGCAGGGAGGCACGCGACGAAGCCCAUCCAGCUGCCGGGAAUUUCCGCCAUCAACCUUCCUACAUCAAAACAUGUGGUGGCUGCUAACAAGUUGGAUGCCACAACCGCCUCGGCCAAUUACGGCCUUCUAGUAACCAUCGCCUCGGCUCCUGUCAACCACUCCCCUUACUUUGUCCUGUCGCUCAUCUGCUCUCCUGACCUUCCAACCUGGCACCUCCAUACCGCACAUGGCCCAAGACACACUCCUAGCGUCGUCUCCACAGCUAUCAUCCAGAGAUGGGACUGCACUCUCAGCACAUGCUCGAAGCUGAUGGCCGAGGAGAAGAAGGGUCCCCAAGCGGCUCAUCGGCAACAUCAGGUGAAGAGGGAAGAUAAAAAGAGGAGGCGCCGAUGGGAUGGUAUGGGAUGGGAUGGGGGUGGUCACUGUGCCUUGUGGUGGAUACUGAAGCCGACGGCCAAGAUGAAACAGGGUUCGUGUCUGACUUACAAGCUCACACAGGAGAAUGUGGGCCAAGACCUCCAGAGAGCCGAGACUGAGAGGAACUCGAAUCCAGAGGCCUCGCAGACGGAGCACCACCAUUGCACCAGCAACCGCCUGUCGUGGUGCGGCUGCCAAAACCCCACGGUUUCCAACAUCAUGCAAUUCCUCACACCGCGGAGUGUUCGCUUGCGUGCCGUCUUAUCCUCGCGAGCUUACGCAAACCGCGGCCCCCCCUCAUCGUUUGAUCACGAACAAUGUCCGUCGGACAGCGCGCUUAAGCGCAUGACAUGGACCCAGUGCGGCGGCAGCGAGCUGAACCCGCUGCAAACUCGCACCAUUGAAAGGUCUCGACUGAGUCGACCGAGGACUCUCGACUCAUAUCUUGCAAUCCACUUUCGUUUCGUCGAUGGUGUAGCGAAGCUAGCUCGUCAAGUUGAAAGGUCAAUGGGCCCCAUCAUCAUGAUCAUCAUCUACCUCCAAACGAAUAGGGUCGAAACGGCCGGCAGUGUGAUAAGAGACAGAGGGUGGAGAGGGGGAGAGAGGAAGGAAGCCAAGCUGAGAGCCUUGGGCGGGUGCCAUCCAUGCAUCCAUCGCAAGGCGCGGCGGCUGCACACCCGAGCUCUUGGUAAGAAGAUCGUGAAGCUUGGCAGGCGAGACAUCGGGGUAGCCAAGCCGCGGAGGAUUUGUCAAGCGAGCGUUGAUCCCAGCAACUAUGGCAUGCCUUCUCACUACCCAGGAACGAAAUCUGUUUGGAUCCUUCAACAGAUUCUCUGGGCAAAGACCUUGGUUGAAGAAGGUUUCCCGCAGCUUUGGACUUGUGAGGCAGAGCACGGUUGUUAG
Messenger RNA from Colletotrichum lupini, 1587 nucleotides. RefSeq lists its product as uncharacterized. NCBI's taxonomy places the organism in Eukaryota, Fungi, Ascomycota, Sordariomycetes, Glomerellales, Glomerellaceae. The record is from RefSeq and is a predicted model, not a curated record. The transcript has 9 exons. Bases 1 to 1587 code for a protein of 528 amino acids.